Molecule: messenger RNA, 2458 nt
Organism: Leucoraja erinaceus (little skate)
Lineage: Eukaryota; Metazoa; Chordata; Chondrichthyes; Rajiformes; Rajidae
Gene: zcchc7
Product: zinc finger, CCHC domain containing 7
Exons: 9
Coding region: 189-1925 (578 amino acids)
Molecular function (GO): zinc ion binding; nucleic acid binding
Source: RefSeq, a predicted model, not a curated record
AACAUUCUUUAAACGGCCGUUCAAAUGUGUGGCACGUUUUCGGGGCGGCAUCGACGCGGGAGAAGCUGCGGAAGUAGGGCCGGUGUCACAGCAGCGGGGCCACAGGAGGAGCCGAUACCGACGCCGACGCCGCUGUCCGGGGCCUAACUGUCGCCCCGCGCGCAAUCGGAUAAUUUACUUUUACCACAAUGUUGGGUUAUGAUGACUUGGAGGCCUAUGAAGAUGAGCUGUAUCACGAGGAAUCUUCUAGUGAGGCAGAAAUUGAUAGUGAAGUGGAGUUCCAGUUAUACAGUCAAGUACAUUAUGCAAAUAAUAUUAAUGAAGCGAAGAUGGAUGGAAAGAGGGACACAGUUGCUAUAAAUCCCCAUAUCACUUCAGUUGAAGAUAAAGCAAAGCAUUCAAGAAAAAGCAAAGAGCAAAUUAUUUUGACUGAUAGUGAUGUUGUAGUCAUUUCAGAUAGCCCUGAUGUCAUAGUUUUGUCAGACUCUGAAUGCGAUGAUAGUGUUUAUACACACAAGGAUGCUAAACCCUCAGAAUGUUACCUUAAGCAAAACAAAGAACAGUCCAUGGGUGAACGUGCACCUGGAUCAGACCGCUAUUCAAAUCAUUCAACAUCAAGCAUGAAUAGAUUGGCUGAAAUGCAGACAUUAAACGAAAGGAUGGGCAGAACAUGUCAACAGAUCCAAGAGGGAACAACGAUGGAAGAGAGUGGAAGUUCUGGAACAGAAAGUGAUGAUGCGAUAGAGAAUUGGAUGGUUCUGGGAAAUGAUAAGGAAGAAAAAGAUGAUGACAACAUUCAGCUCAAUAUUGUAGAUUGUGAAGCACCGAGGAACAAAGGAGGUAACCGUCAUUCUCAGUGGUUAAUUUCUGAAAAAGAUCGAAAGGGUUCAUUUGUGGGUUAUCGCUAUCGUUACUAUGCACCAACUAACAAAAAUGUGGACUGCAGGAACUGUGGCAAAAAGGGACACAUAUCCAAAACCUGCCUGGCUCCAAAGAAAUGGCCCCCUUGCUGUUUGUGUGGAGUUAGAGGUCACCUUCAGAGAGGUUGCCCAGAGAGAUAUUGCACGAACUGCAACAUGCCUGGUCACUGGUUUAAGGAGUGCAUUGAAAGGGCAUACUGGAAAAAGAAGUGUCAUCGUUGUAGCAUGACUGGUCAUUAUGCAGACGCUUGUCCUGAAAUAUGGAGGCAGUACCAUUUAACGACCAAACAAGGACCAAUAAUAAGUGGACCAUCUGAGCCUGCAACCAGGAAAUCUGUGUAUUGCUACAACUGUGCAAAAAGAGGACACUAUGGCCACGAGUGCUCAAACAAAUGGAUGCAUAAUCAUAUCCUUCCUACCUCGUCACUUGUGUACUAUUAUGAUACUGAGCGAGACAUAAAAAGUAGGGAACGGAGGAUGUGGAAGAAAGUUGAAGAACUUCAAGAUGCUGGGCUUCUUGAAACCGACUUUCCAGCUAAGAGAAUGUGCAGGGAGUCUGCAAACGAAGAUUUGAUUUCCAAGAAAGCAAAGAAAAAACAGAGGAAGGAGAUGCUUAGGAAAAGAUAUGAGAGACGAGAGCAAGGAGAUAGAAACAAAAGUAGUUUGACAAAACGCAAAACAAAACAUCACCAUCAUUCUUCCCCUUCUCUGAAAAAGUUAAAUGAAGGUGCCGAAGAUGAUUUUCCAAGGGGGGGAACAGCAAAAUCAGAAGCUGCGAAUGCUGCUCACCGGAGAAAACAUGGGAGCUCCCAAUUGUUUGUGCACAGUAAUCCUCCACAGACUGAAGCACGACUAGAUCGAAAAAAGAUCAAGAUAAGCAAACAGAAACGUAUGCAGGCAAAAAAAAAGAUAAAGGCUAGGAAAACAAAAGUAUCUGACAAAGCCUCCCCCAUCCCAAAUAGUCUUUUAAUGAUAAAACAAAAAAAAAAGCACAAGAAGCACUAGAAGUUGAAUUGCAAGAAUCUGUAGACUAGUCAAAAUAGUAAAUAGUUGCAUUUGUUUCUGGGAUUAUCGAUGCCACAUGGCAACAAUUAAAUAAUGUAAACAUCAUUGGUUCAAAUUUAAUAUGACAUAUAUGGAAACACACCCAUAGAAGCUUUCAUGUCACCAAGCCACAAGGUAAUACCAAGCAAAAUCGGGGUUUCUGUAAAUGCCAGGAUGAAUACAUUGACAAUGAUUCGUCAGGACCUGCUUUUUGAACAUUCUGUGUAGAAAGAGACAUCAAAAUCAGAAGGCGGGCCAUCAAGAUAGUCUGUAAACAACGGCCCAAGUUAAUACUUGCUUUUAUUCCCAAAUAGAUUAAUAGUUUCAUUUAACAAAGAUUUGAUGAAUUUUCAUCUCAAUUACAUGCUGUGAAGUUAUGUGCUACAUUGUUCUUUGUUACAAUUUGUAAAAUGACUUAUUGCUUGUGUUCUCACUUUACAAGUUAUUAAAAUUUCAGCAUUCCAUAUGUAAUAAAUCUCUUCAGGUAGAAUGUU